AUGAGGGUUCUUCCAAAACGAUCUCGAAGGUCUAAGAAGGUCGAAGUGAGUCCUUCGAAACCAGUUCAAGAAAAGAAGAGCACUAAGUCUCCAAAGAAGAAACAAAAUGAAGAGCUUGUUGUUUCGAAGCCCUUGGAAAAGCCUGUUGAGCCGGAGUCUAUUGACCCUACUAAGGAAUUUUUCUCCUUCUAUGGUUCUCAAGCCACAUGUUACACGACAGGUCUUGUCAUCCGUGACGUUCCUAUUCCUAUUUCUUCAUCUACAAAGAAGCACCAAGAAGAAUACAUGGCAAAACGUAUUUCGAAGAAGCAGCAGAAGAAACUUCAAUAG
This is a messenger RNA of Lactuca saligna, 330 nucleotides long. Lineage: Eukaryota; Viridiplantae; Streptophyta; Magnoliopsida; Asterales; Asteraceae. The record is from the annotation of a GenBank genome assembly.